Molecule: messenger RNA, 2055 nt
Organism: Cetraspora pellucida
Lineage: Eukaryota; Fungi; Glomeromycota; Glomeromycetes; Diversisporales; Gigasporaceae
Source: the annotation of a GenBank genome assembly
AUGGGUCAGAAUCUUACUCGCGAUAUUUCGUUCCCAUUAUCAUCAAAAAAACGUUCCUUAUUAUUCGUUUUUAUUAUUGUUGUCGGUUAUCUUGUUAAACAAUAUGUCGCGGAAGAAAAAAGAAGAAAAGCCGCUCAAAAGGCAUCUAGUGUUUCAUCUGAUCCAGAGAGGGGCAGACGGACAAAGAAAAUAGGUGUAGACGCGCGCUUUUUCGCACAGGUUAGAAAGCUAUUACCAAUUUGCAUACCAGGUUUUGCUUCCAAGGAAACAGUGCUACUAAUUAGUUUGGCGAUGGUUCUAAUCGCUCGUACUUGGCUUGAUAUAUGGUUUUCUGGGUUUAAUGGCCACGUUGUUAAAGCAAUUGUAUCGCGUGAUCGAAAAACAUUUAUUGCAUUAGCUGUUGUUGAAUUUGGAUUCAUGAUGUGGCCGAUGAGUAUUGUGAAUAACUCGUUGAAGCUUACUAUAAGUGCAUUGUCCUUGGCAUUCAGAUCUCGGCUUACAAGGCACGCAAAUAAGAACUACUUAAAAGAUAUUGUUUUCUAUAAGAUUUCUAAUCUCGAUAAUCGGAUUCAAAAUGCGGAUCAAUUAUUGACUCAGGACAUUGAUAAAUUUGCAGAGAACCUAAGUCAUUUAUACUCGGAUUUUGCCAAGCCACUCGUCGAUAUGGUCCUGUUUGCUUACAAAUUAGGCGAAGCCAUUGGUAGAGAAGCACCGAUUUAUAUGAUUGCAUAUUUCGUGGGUUCGGGUAUUCUCCUUCGUGCACUUUCACCUCCAUUUGGCAAAUAUACUGCUAUAGAACAAAAGCUCGAGGGUGAUUUUCGAUUUACGCAUUCACGUAUCAUUGCUCAUUCGGAAGAAAUUGCUUUUUAUGGCGGGGGUGAACGAGAACAAAUUGUGGUUGAUGGAAGUUUUGAUAAAAUUGUGAGACAUAUUAAAAAAAUAUACCGUCUCCGUUUUAUUAAUGGAAUCAUUGAUUCUGUUCUAGUUAAAUAUUGUGCAACAAUGACUGCUUAUUACUUGUUAGCAAGGCCUGUAUUUGACCCGCGAUAUGCUACCGAAUUUAUGGGCAAACUUGACGCUGAUUCAACAAAGAUUAUGGAAGACUACUCGAGAAAUUUGAACCUGUCCCAAGCUAUUGGAAGGUUGAUUCUGGCUGGACGUGAUUUGACCAGGUUUGCAGGAUAUACUGCUCGUGUGGCAGAACUUUUCGAUGUACUAGAGGAUGUUAAUAAUGGCAGGUACGAACGCACCAUUGUUAACAAAGAUGCAAAUGAGGCUAACACUAGUAAGGUCGUGUCGCAAAAUGAUCUUGGCGGCAAAAUCGUAGCACGUGAUGGUGUUAUUAUUUUUGAAAAAGUCCCAAUUGUGACCCCUAGUCAAGAUGUAUUGGUUAAAGAAUUGUCAUUCAAGGUUGAAACGGGAAUGAACUGCCUUAUUUUUGGACCCAAUGGAUGUGGAAAAAGCUCUUUAUUCCGUAUUCUCGGCGAAUUGUGGCCCUUGUUUGGUGGAACUGUUACCAAGCCUUCAGCUUCCAAGCUGUUUUACGUACCUCAAAAGCCAUACUUAGCACUUGGAACUUUCCGUGAUCAAGUCAUUUAUCCAGAUACUAAAACUAUGGCACGGUCAAAAGGAUUCGAUGAUAGCAAGUUAAUGGAAUUACUUGAUGUCGUUCAGUUAAGUAAUUUAAUUGCACGAGAGGGUGGAUGGGAUGUGAUCCGAGAUUGGGCUGAUGUUUUAUCUGGAGGCGAAAAGCAGAGAGUGGCUAUGGCAAGACUAUUUUAUCAUAGACCUCAAUUUGCGAUCCUGGAUGAAUGUACGAGCGCUGUGAGUGUUGAUGUUGAAGUUAAAUAUCACGAGUGGCUUCUUCGGUUCGAUGGAGAAGGUGGUUAUGAAUUUAGAAGAAUUAAUGAGGAUGAUCUUGCGACACCAUUGUUACAUCCCCAUAAUAAAAUGGGCAAAAAGAAAUUCGCGAUUGGGCAGGAUGAUGACGAUAUGGGUGAAUACGCUGACAAUGAAAAAAACAGUUCAUCUGGGAGUAACAUUUCUUACGAAUAG